Molecule: messenger RNA, 2615 nt
Organism: Aphis gossypii (cotton aphid)
Lineage: Eukaryota; Metazoa; Arthropoda; Insecta; Hemiptera; Aphididae
Gene: TTLL15
Product: probable tubulin polyglutamylase ttll-15
Exons: 11
Coding region: 920-2434 (504 amino acids)
Biological process (GO): protein modification process
Source: RefSeq, a predicted model, not a curated record
UCGUGAAGUUUUAUUAUUAUUUAUUAUUGUAAAAUUGUUAACUGUUUACCGAUAUGGCGGCGUUUGAUGCGUCCGAAAAGUGAUUUAAUAUAAUGAAAACCAGAAACACAAAACCGUCGAAAAAGCCUAUAGGCUAGCUAUAGGAGCAAACAUUUUAGUAAACCGUUUGCUGUUGGCGUACCGGAUGCAUGUUACUUGCGUACCAAAAAAAGAUUUCAACUACGUCUAAUUCCUGAUUUCUAUCGACGACGAACGAAUAAACGCUCGUGCACGAAACUUCGUUUUGAGAGAGUCGAUAAUAUUAUAAUAAACGAUAUACCUCCGGAGCAGACGAGUGGAAUGAUGUCGACCGCCACGAAAGUACAUCACUCGCACUCGCAGACGAAUCAACCUGCAAACGCGGUACCACUUCCCAGUUCCCACCAACUCGUCCGUAGGUGUGCGCGGAAUAAAAAAAAAUCGUUUACGAUUUUCGCGUUUUAUGCCAUCCCGAAUACGGUUUUGACCGUCGCCGUUCACGGCCAACUCACCUGCCCGACGCGGACGUCAUCGCAUCGUAAAACAGUAAUAAUACGUUUCAGACCGGACGUCGUCGCGCGUCCGUAUAAUAGUAAUUUUACAUAUUAUACGAAACUCAGCAGCGCGCACUGCACUCGGAAUACGAAUAACCUGCACACACUCGCUCGACGAGAGUGAAAGGAUGAGCGCGGUCGUCGGGUCGUCGGUCGUCGGCCUACUUUCUCCGGUCCACGUGGAUCGCGCGUCGCUAACCGCAGUCAACAGGUAGGCGGUGGACACAUACCUAUUACGACUGUGCGAUGUGACGGACGUGUGCGCUGUGGUGCGUGUGUGUGACAUUCGAUUCGCCGGACGACUCGGACGGAUUUUCCGAUUUUCGCCGGCUGAUUCGGCGGUCAGGAUGAGGCUCCGAUGGUUUUCCAUGCCGCUGGCCGUCGGCUUCAUGCUGCUGCUGUGCGUCGUCCUGUUGGCCGUCAACUUUUUCGAACUCAACUGGAUCCAGUACGAGCACAACAAGUUCCAUCACGGACGAGAGCCGUUUGCGGUACAGCCUCCGCCGCCGCCGCCGUCUCAGUGGCACGCGGACGCGGCGAAAAGGCCCUCGUACAUAGUCCUGGCGAAAAACGCCGAUGCUGGACAUUUGACGCACGUUUUCGACGUGUUCAACGUUUACGGGUACACUAGAAGACCGUUCGAUAAAAAAGUGGACUGGGACGUUAUAUGGGCUCACGAAUAUCCGUUCAAAACGUACGCCGACAAGAUCACGUUUUCCGAUUUGAAACCUCACCAAAAAGUCAACCAUUUCCCUGGCGUAGGUUUUAUUACCAAUAAAAUUGAUUUGGCGACAUCGGACAUAAAAUACGUACCUCCAGCUUUUCACAUGCCGCUAGAAAAAUCAAAAUUUUUCACAUUUGCCAAACAAUAUCCUCAUAAACUGUUCGUUCAAAAACAGAACAACCAUCGAGGUAUAAAAAUUAAAUCAAUUAAAGAAUUGGACUUCAAUUCAACUGGGACGUUUAUCCAGGAGUAUAUUGAUAAUCCUCUGUUGAUUGAUGGAUAUAAAUUUGAUAUCGGAGUAUACACAAUUAUUACUUCCAUAGAUCCUCUUAGGGUUUACAUAUACAACGGGGACAUAUUAUUCAGAUUUUGCCCAGAAAAAUAUCAUCCGUUCAAUCCCGACAACAUAGAUAAAUACGUAAUAGGAGAUGACUAUUUGCCAACGUGGGAAGUUCCGUCUCUAAAAAAAUAUUACGUUGACCAAGGCGCUUCGAUGAAAGCUUCUGUCGAAGCUCAUUUGAAAGCUCAAGGAAGAGAUGCCACGAAAAUUUGGGACCAAUUGGAAGACGCCAUACGGGUUGUAUGUUUAGAAAAAGAAUCAAAGAUAAGAAAUCUAAUGAAAAAUUAUAAGUCGAAAACGAAUUUUUUCGAAAUGGCACGUUUUGAUUUUGUUGUAGAUGACGAUCUAAAGGUGUACAUAAUGGAGGUCAACAUGUCGCCAAAUUUGUCAUCGGCUCAUUACCGACCAAACCGUUUACUUUACGAACAAGUGUUAUUCAAUUUAUUUGCUAUUGUUGGCCUGACUCAUUUUGAACGAAGAGAAAAGAGUAUUAGUAUGGCAGUGUCCACGAAAAAUAUCGUGGCAUACCCGGAAACGUGCGCUAAAAUGAAUUGCAAUUCGUGCGAUUCGGAAGACUGUCUACUGUGCAGUCCUUGCAUGGACGAGUACACGAAAGUUCAAUUAACAAACGCUUAUCGGGAAUAUAUCGACAGACAUGACUGCAAAAGAGUAUUCCCGCCGAAAUUUAAUCCGAACUUUUUGAACAACUCUGUAGAUCUCAGCGGUUAUAGUCUGAACACGCGUUUGAUGUACAAAUGGUUCAAGGGAAAAUGUAUCGCAGACACAGAAUGGUGUUAAUAAUUCAAAAAAAAAGUAAAAAAGUGUUUCCCUAGAAACCGCGAAAAGAGGCCAGUCAUAUAGUUAUACUUUUAAUCAAAACGAAAGCCAUAUUUAUUUAUUUAUUUAUAUAUUUUUGUAUUGUUUUUAUAUUAUGUAAUAUUUAAAUUUAAAUUUACAAAAAGUUAAUUUAUUUACGUGA